Elgaria multicarinata webbii is the source of this 1088-nucleotide messenger RNA. It is a transcript of the gene PENK, whose product is annotated as proenkephalin. Gene Ontology annotation, molecular function: opioid receptor binding. The transcript has 3 exons. Bases 15 to 851 code for a protein of 278 amino acids. Gene Ontology annotation, cellular component: neuronal cell body; dendrite; plasma membrane. Gene Ontology annotation, biological process: neuropeptide signaling pathway; sensory perception; chemical synaptic transmission. The record is from RefSeq and is a predicted model, not a curated record. NCBI's taxonomy places the organism in Eukaryota, Metazoa, Chordata, Lepidosauria, Squamata, Anguidae.
CCACUUCCAAAGAAAUGGCCGCGGAUCCUCGAGGAGAAAGAAAUACUAUGGCAUUGCUUCUGAGAUGCCAUUUCAUGCUCUUGGUUCUUAGCACAUGCCUCAUCCUUACUGUUCAGGCAGAAUGUAGCAAGGACUGUGCAUCUUGUACCCAACGAUUGGCAUACAAUGCUGAUAUCAACCCCCUGGCAUGUACACUAGAAUGUGAAGGAAAGCUGCCUUCUGCCAAAGCGUGGGAAACCUGCAAGGAACUCCUUCAAAUGAAUAAACUGGAUCUAUCCCAGGAAGCCAAUGGUGUCCUAGGGGACAACCCAAAACAGGAUGAGAGUCAUUUGCUAGCCAAAAAAUAUGGUGGGUUCAUGAAAAGGUAUGGGGGCUUCAUGAAGAAGAUGGAUGAGCUCUACCAUAUAGAACCAGAGGAGGAGCCUAAUGUGGGAGAAAUCCUUGCUAAAAGAUAUGGAGGCUUUAUGAAGAAGGACUCAGAUGAUGAUACCUUGGCUAAUUCCUCUGAUCUGCUGAAGGAGCUUCUUGGAACAGGGGAAAAUGCUGAAAUUGGGCAUUAUCGGGACCUGAAUGAUAAUGACGGUGAGGUCAUCAAGCGAUACGGUGGCUUCAUGAGGAGCAUAAAGCGCAGCCCAGAAUUGGAAGAUGAUGCCAAAGAGCUGCAAAAGAGAUAUGGUGGCUUCAUGAGAAGAGUGGGAAGGCCAGAAUGGUGGCUAGACUACCAGAAACGAUACGGUGGAUUUCUUAAGCGUUUUGCCAAUUCUCUUCUUCCUUCAGAUGAAGACGGAGACAGUUAUUCCAAAGAGGUUCCGGACAUGGAAAAAAGAUAUGGUGGAUUUAUGAGAUUUUAAUGUCCUCCCUUUUGUCUUUUUUGUCCCAAAUCAAAGACUGCCUCAUUGAUCAUAAUUUAUUGUAAUGUGUUGCUUGUACUGUACAGUUUUUUACUGUCCUAGUUAAUAAUGCAACUUGCUGUCUGUUAUUUUGAGUUCUGUGCUCUUUUAAGACCAACAAAUAACUUCUGUUUUAGUCUAAUUUGUCUAUCUUGUACUUUCAUGCUAAAUCUGUUUUAGUUACCAUAUACAUUUCUU